Molecule: messenger RNA, 978 nt
Organism: Sporothrix brasiliensis 5110
Lineage: Eukaryota; Fungi; Ascomycota; Sordariomycetes; Ophiostomatales; Ophiostomataceae
Exons: 2
Coding region: 1-978 (325 amino acids)
Biological process (GO): chromatin remodeling
Cellular component (GO): Ino80 complex
Source: RefSeq, a predicted model, not a curated record
AUGUCAUCGAAAGACCGCCGGAAGUCAGAGAAGUUGGACAAGAACGCCCCUGGCAUCAUCACCUUGACCGUGUCUCCCGACAAGCUGCGUGCUAUCUUCCCCGACAGCCACGAAAGCACUGUCUCAGACACACACACACCCGCCCCCUCGACGCCUCUGCCCGCCAAGGACGAAGACAACGCCGAAAACGCCAAGCUUGCCGCUGCUGCCAAGGACGACAACGCGUCCGAGUCGACGCCUGCAACUCCCACCGGAGCUGCUGCCGAUACACCCGUCUCGUCCUCGACCAUGGGACCACCCAACGGAGCUGCGGCCGCUGCAGCCGACGAGGAGAGCAAUAGCAAUGCCGCCAGCAAAAAGAGGGGCAGCCUGAAGCGCACGGCCGCCGCUGCCGGUGUCGAUGGCACUGCCAGCGCCGGACCGGCUAGCACCAACGGCGACACACCGCAGCCCGCUGCACGCGUCCGCAGCAAGCCAGGACCCAAGAAGAAGGCCAAACUUGAGGACGGCGUUGAAAUUCGCGCGUCUGCCGCUGGCGCACACAAGCUCGGCCCCAAGGCCAGCAUGGGCGCCAUCAAUGCCGGCCUGCGCGCCCUCGACCGCUCCGGCAAGCCCUGCCGCAAAUGGGCCAAGGGCAGCUUCCAGCUCAAGAGCUUUACCGGCGUGCAUUGGAGCAUCCCCCGCUGGCGUGCGCCGCCCAAGACGUCCGCCACCGACACCGACGGCGGCGACGAGUCGACCUCCGCCACGGCGUCGGCCGACGGCACGGGCAGCAACAAGGAGAACGGCAAGGACAGCAACAGCGACAAGAAGGACCAGAACGCGGGCGCCAAGACCAACGGCCAUGUGCAUGGAGUCACCAACGGCGAUGCCACGGCUCCGCCCAGCGACGUCGACAUGGCCAACACGAGCGCCGUACCGAGUCCGUCUGUCGAGCCGGCCACCGAGGCGGCAACACCCGUUGCCGCGGCAGCAUAG